CACGAGAGGUUGCCUCUAUGCGCAGUCUUUAGAGGUUGCCUCCAUGCGCACCGCCCCCCACCGUCAGACUCAGCCAACCAACGACAACGCCGGCGCUCAUCCCGAAGCCCGGUGCGCUUGCUCUCCUCUCCUCCUCUCGGAUCCGCGCGUCCGACCUCUCUCCCCUUCUGCUCCGCCAUUAGAGGAAAGCCUCGCCUCACGUCGCGCCAACCCCGCCACUUCUGCCCCCCGGGAUUCCCAAGGCGCGGGGCGCAUCCUGCCUCUUUCCCAUCCAUCGCCGCCGCCGCCGCCGCCGCACCGAGGUAUGCACUUGGGUAGGGCCUUUUGUGGAGGAAGGGUCUUGUUCAAGAAGGUGCGCGCGGCGGUGGGAGGGCGCUCGCGGCUCUAGAUGGACGCCGGGGGAGAGGUGGUGCCGCCCAGGGCGGCCGGGCCGCAGAAGUACAAGAUGCUCGCGCCGUGGCGCUUCCAGCGCGGCUUUGUCAGGCAGCAGGUCAAGAACCCCACCGCCGCGCCCAGAGGCAGCGGCGGAGUGCCCGUGGCCGAUUCGGGUUCGAAGAGUCGUGGAUUGGCAGCGGUGGCAGGGAGCGGCGGCAAGAACGUGGGAGGUCGGGGGGAUCGCCAAUUGAAGAGAUGCACUCGAAGUUCGGGCAUGAAGAGCUCUGAUGUGGAGAAAAUGGCGAAUGACGCUGGCCGUUGUGCUGAAAAGGCCUGCAGUUUGGGCAAGUCCAGCAACAAUGGUGGUACGGAGGUCCCUGGAUUGCAGGGUUUGGGGAAUGCCAAGGGUGGUGGUGUCACAGCUGGAAAAGACUCGCUGGGGUCCAACUGCAUUGAUAUUGUGGGAGAUAAAAAUGUACAGAAUAUUGGGAGUGGCGGCAACAUUGAUGCUGGUGAUGGGUCAGCUUGGAGCCCUGAGGGGAUGCCUGAGGGUUCUGUGAAGUCUUCUGAAGCUGGGAGUGGCUUAAAGAGCGAUAAUCCUUCCGGCGCAGAUUGCAUGCAGGAGGGGUUGAAGGGAAAUUGUGGUAGCACAGGAAAUGGGGCUGCCGAGGAGAGUGAAGUAGCAGCCAAAGGAUGCAGCUUGGCAGGUCCUGGAAGCAAUGGUAAUGACACAAAUUGCCGCAGGGGGAGGAAAUCACUAGCACCAUGGAGGUUCCAGAUUGGGUACAAGCGGCCAUUCUCGAAAGCUUUCUGCUCCAAUAGUGGAUCUCUUCAUACUCCGGAAUACAGGGUUCAAGGCAGGUCGACACAGUGCGCUCCAGCAACUAGAGGUAGUGUGAGAUGUUAUACAAGUGCUCAAUCUAGUGUUAGAGUUUCAGCUAUGCGUGGUUUCUCCUCAGUGAAAGGUGAGAAGGAAAUCCAAACUGCACACAAGAAGAGGAAGACUGAGAAGGAUGAUCAUAACCAAGGAAUGCCGAAUAGUGGAGUUGCCCUCGCUAGGGAGAACGUCAUGAGAUCUUUGCAGAAUUUUCGGUUAAUUUACAGGAAGCUUUUGAAUGAACAUGAACACAGAUCAACGGAAGCGCAAGGGCUUGACCUACAAGCUUACAAAACCUUCAGGGUCCGUUUCCUUUCAGAGUGCAACGGUAAGAAAUAUGUUGGCAGUGUGCCUGGAAUCCAUGUUGGUGAUAUCUUUCAUAUGAGGGUUGAGCUUUGUGUAGUUGGUCUGCAUCAUCCGCACCGGUUAGGGAUCGAUCAUAUCAAGGAGGAGGAUGGGACUUGUGUAGCUGUUAGCAUUGUGUCAUAUGCAAAAUCUUCUGAUGUUAAGAAGAAUAAUUUGGAUGCUUUCGUGUAUGCUGGAUCAUUGACAGCUACAAUCAAUCAGAAAAUAGCUGGUACCAACCUUGCACUAAAGAAGAGCAUGGAUACUAAAACACCAGUCCGUGUUAUCCAUGGGCUUAGCACAAAUCUUAGUGGAAACUGCCAAAAGAAGAAAGUUCUUAUAUACGGGGGUUUAUAUUUAGUCGAGAAAUACUGGAGGGAGAAAGAGAGCGAAGAUUGUUAUGUGUAUAUGUUCCAACUCAGAAGAAUGGCAGGACAGAAACACAUCGACAUUGAAGAAAUUCUGAAAUCUGGACAGGCUGAAUCAUAUGAUGGUGUUAUCAUGAAAGAUAUAUCCCUAGGGUUGGAGAAGAUCCCAAUAUCUGUUGUGAACUCAGUAUCUAAUGAGUACCUAAUGCCCUAUCACUACAUUUCACGCCUGCGAUACCCCUCUACCUUCAAGCCAGCUCCUCCAGCAGGUUGUGCUUGUGUUGGCGGAUGCUCGGAUUCUAAAAAGUGUGCUUGUGCAGUGAAAAAUGGUGGGGAGAUCCCUUUCAAUGAUAAAGGUCGUAUCUUAGCAGCAAAGCCUCUUGUUUACGAGUGUGGACCUUCUUGCAAGUGUCCUCCUACGUGUCAUAACAGAGUUGGCCAAAAAGGCAUGAAAUUUCGGCUGCAAGUCUUCAAAACCAAAUCAAUGGGUUGGGGCGUAAAGACGCUCGACUUUAUACCUUGUGGAAGCUUUGUAUGUGAGUAUAUAGGUGAAGUGUUGGACGAUGAAGAGGCACAGAAAAGGACGACUGAUGAGUACUUAUUUGCUAUUGGGCAUAAUUAUUACGAUGAAAUCCUUUGGGAGGGUCUAUCAAGAUCAAUACCCUCGCUUCAGAAGGGUCCGGGUAAGGAUGAAGAAUCUGGUUUUGCUGUUGAUGCUUCAAAGAUGGGCAACUUUGCAAAAUUUGUCAACCAUAGUUGCACCCCCAACCUUUUUGCACAAAAUGUCCUCUAUGAUCAUGACGACAAGAGUGUGCCUCAUAUCAUGUUCUUUGCCUGUGAGAAUAUUCAACCCUGUGAAGAGCUAGCAUAUCACUACAACUAUACGAUAGAUCAGGUUCAUGAUGCCAAUGGUAACAUCAAGAAGAAGAAAUGCCUUUGUGGCUCUGUUGAGUGUGAUGGCUGGUUGUAUUAGGUCUAGAAUGUGAUUCCUUUGUAGCUCUAUUGAACUUAUUUCUUGGUUCUAGCUUUUCAUGUGUCUUAAGAAUUAAAAUUAAUUCUUAGACAAGAGGUCAGAAGCUAAAAUCAAAGCAAUGGUAAGAGUGAACUUUAUGCCAUCAGUUACUUAGACCAUCUAUGAUUGUCAAUAAUAUCCGUUAUUUCUGGACCUUCUGGUCCCCUUUUCCAUGGUUUCAUAGUUUCGAAUGCAGCAGCCACUGAAUUAUCAUAGUAUAAAAUUCACAGAUCCAAGUUGGAUUCUGAGCUC
Molecule: messenger RNA, 3229 nt
Organism: Brachypodium distachyon (stiff brome)
Lineage: Eukaryota; Viridiplantae; Streptophyta; Magnoliopsida; Poales; Poaceae
Product: histone-lysine N-methyltransferase, H3 lysine-9 specific SUVH5
Exons: 2
Coding region: 389-2938 (849 amino acids)
Cellular component (GO): nucleus
Molecular function (GO): zinc ion binding; protein binding; histone methyltransferase activity
Source: RefSeq, a predicted model, not a curated record